Molecule: messenger RNA, 332 nt
Organism: Racocetra persica
Lineage: Eukaryota; Fungi; Glomeromycota; Glomeromycetes; Diversisporales; Gigasporaceae
Source: the annotation of a GenBank genome assembly
AUAACAACGAUACUAAUAACAUAUCACCUUCUAAAAAUCCUAUCAAUAACACUUCGCCUAACUUAUCUUCUUCUACCAAUACAACCUACUCUUCUACCAAUACAACCUAUUCUCCUACCAAUACAACCUGUUUUCCUACCAUUACAACCUGUUCUCCUACUCAUACCAAUACAACCUCUUCUACCUCUAUUCCCACCAAUACAACCCAUUCUCUUACCUCUAUUCCUACCAAUACAACCCAUUUUCCUACCUCUAUUCCUAUCAAUACAACCUGUUUUUCAACCUCUAUUCCUAACAAUAUGACCCAUUCUCAAUCAGUAACUAGUUCUUAA